Messenger RNA from Poeciliopsis prolifica (blackstripe livebearer), 2058 nucleotides. Its product is annotated as ras-related protein Rab-18. The transcript has 7 exons. Gene Ontology annotation, molecular function: GTP binding; GTPase activity. Lineage: Eukaryota; Metazoa; Chordata; Actinopteri; Cyprinodontiformes; Poeciliidae. Bases 117 to 731 code for a protein of 204 amino acids. The record is from RefSeq and is a predicted model, not a curated record.
CCAACGCGUCACUCCGGAUGUGAUUGGAGCGAGCAAACCAGCUGUAACCAGGAGCCCAGUUCUCUGCCUCUGCUUUGUGAAAUUACAGAGAAACAAACGGACCCUUGUCGGAGGAAAUGGAGGACGACGUCUUAACGACGCUGAAGAUUUUAAUCAUCGGGGAAAGUGGCGUUGGCAAGUCCAGCCUCCUCCUACGAUUCACAGAUGACACGUUUGACCCGGAGCAGACGGCGACGAUAGGUGUCGACUUCAAAGUGAAGACCAUAUCAGUGGAUGGAAACAAGGCAAAGCUGGCGAUAUGGGACACUGCAGGACAGGAGCGCUUUCGAACCCUGACACCGAGUUACUACCGCGGUGCCCAGGGAGUCAUCCUGGUGUACGACGUUACAAGACGAGAGACUUUCACCAAGCUGGACAACUGGCUCAAUGAGCUGGAGACCUACUGCACCAGGAACGACCUCGUCAAGAUGCUCGUCGGAAAUAAAAUCGACAAGGACAACCAUGACGUCGACCGAGCCGAAGGGCUGAAGUUCGCAAGAAAACAUUCCAUGCUUUUCAUCGAGGCCAGUGCAAAGACAAAGGACGGCGUCCAGUGCGCUUUUGAGGAGCUGGUGGAGAAGAUCAUCCAGACGCCUGGUCUGUGGCAGAGCGAGAGCCACGGCAGGGCGGUGCAGCUGACAGACGAAGACGCCGGGGGCGGAGCCUGCGGCGGUUACUGCUCCAUGCUUUAAACCGUGCGACGCGACAGCAGCACAUGCUAACAUCUGCACCCCAAACCCCGUCUCUCUGUCUCUCUCUCUCUGUCUCUGUCUUGUCCUAAGCUGAGCUCUCUCUCCAGACGGUCAACCGUCCCACUAAGACACUAGUUUUGCACAAUUAGUAUAAAUGAUGCUGCGCAGCUCAGUCUGUUUAAAUGAGUCAGGCUAUUCUUUUUCUUCCUACUGUUUUUUUGUUGUUGUUUGUUUAUCUUUUAGGACCUUGUUCAAAAUCUCUGCUUCGAUUUCAAGCUGUUAUUUUUUUGUUGUUUUUUUUGUCAAACUUACUCUGGAAGCCAAAGUUCAUCUUUAUUUUCAGUCUCUGUGAUUGGAGGGAAGCCGGGUUCUCAGCUUCCAGCAUGCUGUCUUCUGUCCUAAGAGCUCGUUGCCUUAGCAACCACGUCCAUAUCGAUGCUGGCCCGACUUCCCUGUGUUUGACCGGGAUGUGCUUCGUCCCGCCCGCUCCUCUUCGUCCUUCUCCUCUUCCUCACAGACUGUCGAUGUGUCGCUGCUGAUGGAGAAGCUUCCGGAAGCGGUCCUGAGGCUCGGAGCAUGCGUCGUCCGCACAACUGCCUCGUUUUACUUCCAGUGUUCGGAAUGCCGUUUUACUUUCUGUUAUCGACUUGGACUGUAAUCCUUCGCUUUGUUUCUGAAGAGCGCAUAAAUCAAAAGAGGCGGGCGCCGCCGAGCGAGGAGAAAGACUCGCUCACAAGACGGAUGAUCUCAGAAACUUUUCGUCAGCUGAGGCGAAAAGUGUUCAGAUUGUGUUUCUGCACAAUCUGGAUGCGUCAAAGCAACACCGCUGAGGCGCCGGUGUCUGAGAAAACCCGUUCAAAGUGUCCUGUGACUCAGAUCUCUGGACACGGUGCGUUUGAGUGCUGGUGUAUUUUCCUUCCUGAUGGGUUCGGUAUCCUGAGUGGGAUCUGUACACAAGCAGAUUUGAAACCCGUUUAUGUUUGCAUGUGUGCCAUUCUUUGUCUUUGUGCGUCUUGGGAAAUAGACCUCUCAGAGCGUUUUGUUAUAAAGAUUUUAACUUAUAUGAACACGUUGCAUACAUGAGCCUUUGAAUUUAAAUUAGCUAAAUAUAAUUGGAUUAGAUUUUUAUGCACUUCUCAAAAUAAAACCGCAGUUUAUUGUAUUUUUUUGUGGUUAGAAACCAGUUGAACCAUGUAAAACCUUGUAAAUUGUACAUUUUAGGACUUUAAUGGGUGAUUCAUGGAUGAAUUGUAAAGCUGAAUGUACCCAUAUCUGACUUUAAUCCGCCCGGUGUAUUAAACUUAAUAAAAUUCCUUUUUGAAGUGAA